Cyphellophora europaea CBS 101466 is the source of this 1587-nucleotide messenger RNA. Its product is annotated as signal recognition particle protein SRP54. Gene Ontology annotation, biological process: SRP-dependent cotranslational protein targeting to membrane, translocation; SRP-dependent cotranslational protein targeting to membrane. The record is from RefSeq and is a predicted model, not a curated record. The transcript has a single exon. The coding region runs from base 1 to 1587 and encodes 528 amino acids. Gene Ontology annotation, cellular component: signal recognition particle, endoplasmic reticulum targeting; cytosol. Gene Ontology annotation, molecular function: GTP binding; 7S RNA binding; endoplasmic reticulum signal sequence receptor activity. Lineage: Eukaryota; Fungi; Ascomycota; Eurotiomycetes; Chaetothyriales; Cyphellophoraceae.
AUGGUUCUUCAAGAUUUCGGCGGGCGCAUCAGCGCCGCCGUGGGCAAUUUGAUGCGUGAGCCCAAUCUCGACGAGAAAGCCUUCGAUUCGAUGAUCAAGGAGAUCUGUUCUGCGCUACUGUCGGCCGAUGUCAAUGUCGCUCUGGUGAAAAGAUUACGGAAAGAUAUCCAAUCCGCAGUCAAUUUCAAAGAUAUUCCCCCGAACACAAAUGCGAACACGAAGAAACGAAUGAUACAACAGGCCGUUUUCGACCAACUCGUUCACUUAGUCGAUCCACACGCGGAACCGUACAAGCCCAAGAAGGGAAAAUCCAAUGUUAUAAUGUUUGUUGGCCUCCAGGGUGCUGGUAAAACUACAUCAUGUACCAAGCUAGCCAGGCAUUACGCCAAUCGGGGUUUCAAGGCAUGUUUGGUGUGUGCAGACACGUUCAGAGCAGGUGCAUACGAUCAACUUAAGCAGAAUGCGACAAAGGCAAAAAUCCCCUACUACGGUUCUCUAACUCAGACGGAUCCUGCUGUGGUCGCUGCAGAAGGUGUUGCGCGGUUCAAAAAGGAGAAGUUCGAGAUCAUCAUCGUGGAUACGUCAGGCCGCCACAAACAAGAAGCCGAUCUGUUCGCCGAAAUGGUUCAGGUCCAAACAGCCAUCAAACCAGAUCAGACAAUUAUGGUCUUGGAUGGCACGAUAGGUCAGGCGGCUGAAGCUCAGUCGGCAGCGUUCAAAGCAACUGCUGAUUUCGGUGCUAUCAUCAUUACCAAGACGGACGGUGGUGCAGCCGGAGGUGGUGCAAUUUCCGCUGUGGCCGCGACACGAACGCCAAUCAUCUUCCUGGGUACAGGCGAACAUAUGAUGGAUUUAGAGCGAUUUGCACCGAAGCCCUUUAUCUCGAAACUGCUUGGCUACGGUGACAUGUCUGGUCUGAUUGAGCACGUGCAAUCAAUAACCCGAGACUCGGCGGCCAUGAAAGAAACACAGAAACAUUUAGCAGAAGGGAUCUUCACGAUCCGAGACAUGAAGGAGCAAAUUACGAAUAUUAUGAAGAUGGGACCACUAUCCAAGGUGGCAGGUAUGAUUCCCGGCCUGGGAAGCAUGAUGCAGGGCAUGUCAGAUCAAGAUGGUCAAGACAAGCUCAAGCGCAUGAUCUACAUCUUUGACAGCAUGACCGCCAAGGAGCUCGAUUCUGACGGCAAGAUCCUGAUCUCACAGCCUUCACGAAUGGUUCGGAUAGCUUGCGGGUCGGGAACCAGCGUACGAGAAAUCGAAGAGCUUCUGACGCAGCACAAAGUGAUGUCAGGCAUCGCAAAGAACAUGGGUCAGAACAAGAAGAACAUGCAACGCGCACAGUCGAUGAUGCAGGGCGGCAACAAGCAACAACAGAUGGCCGCGAUGCAGAAAAGGAUGCAGUCAAUGGGUGGCGGCAGAGGAGGUAUGCCAGGCGGCGGCGAUAUGGCUAAGAUGAUGCAGAUGAUGCAGGGCAUGGGAGGAGGCGGUGGUGGUGGCAUGGGAGGAAUGGACAUGAACGCCAUGAUGCAGCAGAUGGGCGGCAUGUUUGGAGGAGGUGGUGCCGGUGGUAGAGGAAGAGGGCGGUGA